Molecule: messenger RNA, 5917 nt
Organism: Saccoglossus kowalevskii
Lineage: Eukaryota; Metazoa; Hemichordata; Enteropneusta; Harrimaniidae
Product: lysine-specific demethylase 5A-like
Biological process (GO): regulation of DNA-templated transcription; chromatin remodeling
Cellular component (GO): chromatin; nucleus
Molecular function (GO): histone H3K4me/H3K4me2/H3K4me3 demethylase activity; DNA binding
Source: RefSeq, a predicted model, not a curated record
GAAGAAUUAUCAAAAUGGCGUCCUUGUUUAUGGGUGAAAUAUAGCUUCUAUCUUGGGAUUCUACAUCUUGCAAUUGCCUCAAGGAUUGAAUUUUGGUACGGGUGAAGUCUAUUGAUAUGGCAGAUACCGACGACAGUUUUAUUCCUCCCCCAGAAGCACCGGUUUUCGAACCGACGGAAGAAGAGUUCGCGGACCCCCUCGCAUACAUCUCUAAAAUCCGUCCCAUUGCCGAGAAAGCCGGGCUCUGCAAAAUAAUUCCACCUCCGGACUGGCAGCCACCAUUUGCUGUUGAUGUUGAAAAUUUCAAGUUUACACCUAGAAUCCAAAGAUUGAAUGAAUUGGAGGCCAAGACGAGGAUCAAAUUUAACUUUCUAGAUCAAAUUGCCAAGUUUUGGGAACUACAGGGAUACAAAUUGAAGAUCCCAACUGUGGAGAGAAAGACACUUGACUUGUAUUUGCUAAGCAAGGUUGUUGCCGAGGAAGGUGGAUUUGAGAUUGCAACUAAAGAAAGAAAAUGGUCUAAAAUAGCCAUUCGGCUUGGAUAUCCUCCUGCAAGAUGUGCUGGAUCAUUGUUACGGUGCCAUUAUGAGAGAAUCUUAUAUCCGUAUGAUAUUUUCCAAGCCGGUGCUACACUGGAUAGUCUUAAUCCUGGUUUUGGACCUAACCAAACUGAAGAGCAUGAUGAAGACACAAAAGAAAAGGAAUAUGUUCCACAUAGUAUUACUAUCAGACAGUCUAUUAAGCCAACAAAUCCUUGUUAUGGUCGCAGAGCAAAAAGACAUGAAAUUGAAACUGGAGAUGAAUCUAUGAAUAUUGACAUAAGCUCCAAUCCAGAGCUGAAGAAACUUCAGCUAUAUGGUGCUGGUCCCAAAUUUCAAGGUCUUGGAUUAGUGGCUAAUGAUAAGAGGCUAGAAGGUGUCAAGCAAGAAGUUGAUGAGAAAUCAAGAAUCAAGAUCGAAAAAGACAUUGAUCCAGAUUAUCAAGAACCAAAGUCUAAAGGGAAGUCACCCAGGAAAGAUGACAUGCAUUAUGGAACAAAAAUGAAGAUGAGAGACAGAACUGGUGCUCUCAGUGCACAGUUUAUUGACAUGUACGUUUGUCAUACUUGUGGCAAAGGAAAUUCUGAAGAUUUUUUAUUAUUAUGUGAUGGCUGUGAUGAUAGUUACCAUACAUUCUGUCUACUACCACCAUUAUCUCAAGUACCAAAGGGGGACUGGAGAUGUCCAAAAUGUGUGGCUGAGGAAUGCAGUAAGCCACAGGAAGCAUUUGGUUUUGAGCAAGCUCAAAAAGAGUAUACAUUGCAGUCAUUUGGAGAGAUGGCUGAUCAGUUCAAGGCAAAUUACUUCAACAUGCCUGUGCAUAUGGUGCCUUGUGAAACUGUAGAGAAAGAGUUCUGGCGUUUAGUCAGUGCAAUUGAGGAAGAUGUAGCUGUAGAAUAUGGUGCUGAUAUUCAUUCGAUGGAAUUCAGUAGUGGCUUUCCGAUAAAAAAUAGUGAUUCUUUGACACCUGAAGAUGAGGUAUAUGCAAAUUCAGGAUGGAAUCUCAACAACCUGCCAGUUUUGGACAGAUCUGUAUUAUGUCACAUUAGUGCUGAUAUAUCUGGUAUGAAGAUACCAUGGUGUUAUGUUGGUAUGUGUUUCUCAGCUUUCUGUUGGCAUAACGAAGAUCAUUGGAGUUACUCUGUUAAUUACAUGCACUGGGGUGAGCCUAAAACCUGGUAUGGUGUUCCAGGACCAGCUGCUGAACAGUUUGAGUCGGCCAUGAAGAGUGUUGCACCUGAGUUAUUUGCUGCCCAACCUGAUUUACUCCACCAGUUGGUGACUAUUAUGAAUCCUACUAUACUUAUGAACCGUGGAGUUCCAAUUGUACGUACUAAUCAAUGUGCUGGAGAAUUUGUAAUCACCUUCCCAAGAUCUUAUCAUGCUGGUUUUAAUCAAGGCUAUAACUUUGCUGAAGCUGUUAAUUUCUGUCCAUCAGAUUGGCUUCCUGUAGGUCGUGAGUGCAUUGCCCAUUACAGGUAUUUGCAUAGAUUUUGUGUGUUUUCACAUGAAGAAUUAGUAUGCAAGAUGGCUGCUGACCCAGAUAGCUUAGAUCUGAAUCUUGCUGCUGCCGUUCACAAGGAUAUGUUAAGUAUGGUGGACGAGGAAAAGAAACUCAGAAAGAAACUCCUUGAGAGGGGUACAACUGAAGCUGAGAGAGAAGCAUUUGAAUUACUGCCAGAUGAUGAAAGACAAUGUGAUUUCUGUAAAACUACUUGCUUUCUUUCUGCUGUUACAUGCUCAUGUAGUCCCAAUAAACUGGUCUGCAUUCACCAUGUAGAAAGACUAUGUGCCUGUCAUCCUACAAAACACUGCCUAAGAUAUCGCUACACGUUGGAUGAACUGCCUGCCAUGCUUCAUAGAUUGAAAGUUAGAGCUGAAUCAUUUGAUAAUUGGGCUAAUCGGGUUAAACAAGCUUUAGAAGCCCCACAAGGUUCCAAGUCAGAUGUUACUGAUUUCAAAGAAAUGAUUCAAGAAGCUGAAGAGAGAAAAUUUCCUGAUAAUGAAUUACUGCAAAACUUAGUAUCAUCAGUAGGAGAAGCAGAACGAUGUGCCAGUGUAGCUGUGCAGCUAGUGAGCAAGAAACAUAGAACAAGAAAUUCUUCUGACAACACUAAAAAUGCUGCAGCCAGAUUGACUUUGGAAGAACUACAGUGUUUCAUGCAACAAGUCAUGGAUUUACCAUGUGAGAUUAAAGAAGCAGAAUUAAUUCGAGAUUUACUGCACCGGGUUGAGAGUUUUCAACUUGAAGCUAAGGAUGCUUUAGAUGAUACCACUCCAGAUUCAGUCAAGUUGAAAAGAUUGUUAGAUAUUGGUGUCAGUCUAGAUGUAGAACUACCAGAAAUGCCCAAGCUGAAGCAGGAAUUACAACAAGCACGGUGGUUGGAUGAAGUUAGGAGUACGUUAUCCGUGCCUAAUCAAGUUACACUGGAUGCAUUACGUAAAUUAAUAGACUCAGGAGUUAGUCUUGCACCCCAUCCUGCUGUUGAUAAAGCUAUGGCAGAACUACAAGAGUUACUGACAGUCAGUGAGAAAUGGGAAGAAAAAGCAAAAAUAUGCCUUCAGGCCAGACCGCGCUAUGUUAUUGCUACCUUGGAGGCAAUAAUCCACGAAGCUAAAAGUAUUCCUGCCUAUCUACCUAAUACUUUAGCAUUAAAAGAAGCUUUAAAGAAAGCCAAAGAAUGGACUGCAAAAGUUGAAGGAAUUCAGAAUGCUGAACACUACCCAUAUUUAGAUAUACUGGAAAGUUUAGUAGUGAAAGGAAGACCAAUACCAGUGCGACUAGAGCAGUUACCUCAAGUAGAAUCUCAAGUAGCGUCAGCAAGGUCAUGGCGAGAACGCACAGGAAGGACCUUCCUUAAGAAAAACUCACAAUAUGCUUUAGUCGAGGUGCUAUCACCACGAUCAGACAUUGGCAUAUAUUCAACAGGAAAGAGUAGGAGGAAGAAGAGUAGAGAUUCUGACAAAGAAAAGGAAAAUAGCAAUACUACUGAGACUAAAGUUGAAGAUUCACGUGAUCCAGCUGCAAUUGUUGCAUCUUUUAAAGAAUCUGAACGUUGUGAGAUUGAUGCAAUGAGAAUGCUGCGUGACAAAAAUCUACACAAACAACAACUGGAAGAAAAUGAAGAGGAACAAGGCAAAUACUGUAUUUGUCGUAAAAAUGUGUCUGGAUAUAUGCUCCAGUGUGAACUUUGUAAAGAUUGGUUUCACAACACAUGUGUCACAUUACCAAAAUCUAGCAGUAGCAAAAAAAAUGGUCAGGGAACAACCAAUCCAAUGCAAUCAUCACGAGAUCUAAAAUUCUUAUGUCCCUUGUGUUUAAGAUCAAGGCGUCCAAGAUUAGAAACUAUCCUCUCACUGCUAGUUUCUCUACAAAAAUUACCUGUCAGGCUUCCUGAGGGUGAGGCUCUUCAGUGUCUGACGGAAAGGGCAAUGAGUUGGCAAGACCGUGCAAGGCAAGCUCUAGCUACUGAAGAACUAGCAUCAGCACUAGCCAAGUUGUCUGUGUUGAGUCAGAGAAUGGUAGAACAAGCAGCCCGUGAAAAGACUGAGAAAAUAAUAAGUGCCGAAUUGAAAAAGGCAGCAAAUAACCCAGACUUGCAAGAGCAUCUUCAGAGUGUAACACAUAAUGCAUUCAGUGGUGGUGAUUCCCCAGUACACCCUUCAUCUAUAUUACAUGGUAUGCCGCCAGUUCCAACCAAUCCUGAUGUUCUACACAAAUCACAUUUUAGUGACGAGACAGCUCUUGAUAUUGUUCCAUCUCCACCUCCUCUAUCACUCUCAAUUGAUGAGCAAACUACAUCAAUCAUGGAACAAGAAGAAAUUGUUGUUGAUUCACAGCAGCCACCAGUAGCGCUCAGUUCUGAACAUGCAUAUAGCUUUGCUUCUAAAAACUCACAAACCCCAACAACACCACGUAAACAAUCUCGUAAAACUCCUCAUGUUACUAGAUCACUAGAUCCACCUGUUUUAGAGUUAUCUGAGAUGGCAAAGGCUCAACUAGAAGACCUCAUGAUGGAAGGAGACCUCCUUGAAGUCUCAUUGGAUGAAACCCAGCACAUCUGGAGAAUACUUCAAGCAUGUCAGCCUCAGCAUGAAGAAAAAUUUUUGGAACAAUUCUGUUCUGGAGAGCCAUUAAUUGAAGACAGUGAAGAGAAACCAGCCAAACUAAAGUUGGGUGAGAAAAAAAGAAAGAGGAAAAAGAUUGUAGCUGAUGAUAGUGCUGGUGGUGAUGGUAGUGGUAGUGUUGCUGCUGGUGAUGAAGACAAUGGUGAUGGUGUUAUUGUUAAUCUUACUGAGAUAGAUAAGGUGCCAGAAAAAAAGAAAAAGAAAAGAGCAAAUAAAGAUGCAAGUGAGAAAAAUAAUGCUGAAGAAGGAGAUAAGGUCAAAGAAAAGAAAAAAAGGAGAAAGACAACUAACGAAGCUAAGGAAAGGAAUAAACCAAAGGGAGACAAAGAAAAGCAUUCAAAUGGUGAUAAUGAUGACGAUGAUGAUGAUGACGAUGAAGAGGAUGAGUCAUGUUCUGCUAAAGUAUGUAAACAGCCUACUGGAGAUGAUAUUAACUGGGUUCAGUGUGAUGGUGGUUGUGAACUCUGGUUCCAUCUCGUGUGCAUAGGACUUUCAGAAGAGCAAGCACAAAAAGAUGACUAUAUCUGUAAAACCUGUACACGACGUAAGAACAGACAGGCAGCGCGUGAGAAAGCCAAGCUUCUCGCAAAAGAAAAUAAGAGUGAUUCCUCAGUGGAAUCAGCUGGUCAAAAGGAUGAAGAGAAAGAAAAUCACAAUGAGACUGAUGUCAUAAUGGAGAAGGAUUUAGAAGACAUUAUUUCUGUAACUUCUUCACUGAGUGACAAAUCACCUGAGCCUCUUGUAGUUGAAGAAGGUGGUGGUGGUGGUGGGGGUGCAAACACAUGUGCUGCAAUAGUGGAGAACAUUGUUAAAUCAAUGGUCAUUGAACCAAUGGAAAUAGAACAGUCAGACAGACCAAUUGAUAUGAACACUGAACCUUUAAGUAAAUUAGCAGUAAAUCAUGAGGUUCAGUCAUAACAAUAUUUACUUAGCUUAGAAUUAGAUCUGGUGUGAUCAUUCUUGUCAAAAUAAGGUGAAUAGGAAUUGAUUGAGUUUGAAAGUUAUAAUAAUUCCAAUGUUUAAAUUCAUAGUUAAUUGUUCCUUGUAUUACUGAAAACAUUUGCUGUUGUGACCGAGGAAACUGUACUUCAAGCCAAACACUUGUUUUUCUAUUCACCCUGUCUUUGUGUAUAAAAACUGAUAUUUUCAUGAAACCAGUAUGUGUACUUGAGUGCCAGUGAAAGCACACUACUUUGAAUAUAACAUUUUCGUUUCAAGAUAUAUAUAUAUAUAUGAUAUAUAUCAUAAGA